Messenger RNA from Diatraea saccharalis (sugarcane borer), 836 nucleotides. The record is from the annotation of a GenBank genome assembly. NCBI's taxonomy places the organism in Eukaryota, Metazoa, Arthropoda, Insecta, Lepidoptera, Crambidae.
UAAUCACUAAGUCUGUGACAUAAUCAUAAUCAGCUGGAGUCGAACGAGUUGUGCUCGAAAGUUUGAGCCGGCUUAUUUUGUUUUUAAAUUAAUUUGCAAUAAACUAUGGCAGCUCGUAAUAUUUUAAAAUUGGGAGCAUUGGAAGCGCCAAGAACCGCGUUUCUAUUGUGUGAUAUACAAGAAACUUUUAGGCCUCACGUUAAACAUUUUGGUGAAGUUGUGAAAGUUGCAAAUAAAAUGCUAGAAGCAGCGAAACACUUCAAGAUACCAGUUUAUGUCUCGGAACAAUAUCCAAAAGGUUUGGGGCAUACCACAAAAGACAUAAAAUUGGAAGAUGCAACAAUGGUUUAUGAGAAGACCAAGUUCUCAAUGUACACCCCCGAACUUCAAGAACGUUUGAAGAAGGAUGUACCAGAUUUGGCAUCUGUAGUCCUGUUUGGUAUUGAGGCCCAUGUGUGUAUAGAACAAACUGUCAUUGAUUUUCUGAGUGAAAAUAUUAAUGUCCAUGUCCUUGCUGAUGGGGUUUCAUCCAGAUCUUUAAUGGACCGUGGUCUUGCACUACAGAGAUUACAAAACCUCGGCUGCUUCGUGGGAUCAUCGGAGAACAUUCUUUUCAAAUUGUUGAGGGACAAGAACCACCCGGCAUUCAAGCAGAUAUCAAAACUUAACAUGACGCCCACGCCUGAUGAAUUCGGCUUGAAACUAUGAAAGAUGUUUAAUAAAUAAACUAACCAAACCGACUACACAUUGAAAUCGAAUUAGAGAUGAAAAUGUACCCACUAAUUUUCAAAUGUUACAGUAAAUUCCAACGAAUAUCACACAUGGCUAUUUUUCGU